UUCUUGCAUGCAUUCUGAUAUUUCCCCCAACUAUGUUUUUUUUUUCAUCCCUUGAAGGAAAAGCAUCUGAUGUAGCAGCGGGGAAAGAGAGAGAAGGCUGUGUACCUUGUGAGGAGGAUGCAGCAGAGCCGGGGCUGCAUGAAGAGAAGGCAAUAAUUAGGCAAGGCAGGAUGAGAGAAGGCUGACAUCAAUGAGAUAUGCAAAUGUACGCUCAUCCUGUCAGCCGCAGACACAUCUGAACGUCCUCUGAAUGUCUGAAUGGUCAAACAGCAGAUAGAGCCGCAGUAUUCCACAACUGCAUUUCCUCACUGAGGAUUAAUCAGCUCCACUUCUCACAGACAGGAAGUGGAAUGGAACAGUAAAUGAGCAACCCCUCCUCAAGGCAGAUCAGUCCCCCUGCAAAGCAUCUCUGGCUCAUUUUUGAAAUAUGAUCUCGCAGGAGUUUGCUGUUUACAAAAUACACAUUAAUGAGUUCACGCAGCAGGGGGGGGGGGGGGGAAACGAUGGCCCUUACAUAGUCAUAACAUUAGGAGGCGUGUGUUCUGCAGCCAGACUCUUAUUUUAACGCGCGCCAAGAGAAACAAACCAUAAAAGUGCGGAGGAGCUUUUUUGAACUUAAGAACGUUCAAAGUACAGCGUGUCCUUCCAGGUUUGCUUCUACAAACAGCGGUUUAUCUUUAGCACAUGCGGCGCACGCUUUUAGUAAUACGCGUAAACUUAUUGGGGGGAAAAAAACGCAAGUGAGCUAAUCUUUGGCGGAUGUCUUUAACGUCUUAGCUAGCAUCCGUUUCAGUGUAUACAAAUGUAAAAAUGAAAACAUUAUGAUUCGUUGAACAAUGUUUUUUUAUUUAUAAAUACUAAUAGUACUAAUAUACUUGGGAAACAGGCUCCAAAAACAAUCACUUACAUUUAUUUGUAGCUUUAAAUCGACGUGUAUUCAUUUACAGUCCAGCCUUUGACAACAUCCAAUAUGGCGGCGACGUUGACGUACGGCUCAGGCCUAGAUGCGGCGGUUAUCUAUAUGAGGAAAAACGGCCAAGAAAAGUUGCCCCGUUUGCAGGACUCAAUAACUUGUACAAAUUUAGAUACAUAUGAACUACAAAAUGCUUAUUGUAUGUUUCGAAAACGGGUUUUUGGGAGUCUUUUUUUUAGCAUUAUCCAGUCUGUCUUAGCUUAGCUUAGCCUAGCUCUAGUAGCCUAGCCAAAUAUUAACUAACCCAUGUAAGAACAAAUAUAUAUUUAUUACGUAAAGCACUCCAUUGUGAUAUUAUCAUUAUUAUUAUCACUCUCAAUGUUCAUUUUUUGAACUAACAUAUUUAAAGCAGUUACCGAAUUUAAAAAUAUUACCGGAAAGUAUUCGCUCAACUGCAUGCUUUUAUUUUAAAGGCCUAACCGGAAGCGGUUGCAAGUUACGCUCUCUAACUCGACACACAUCGGGCGCAUGUGGUGUGUUUUAAGCUCAGUCCGACUGAGGUGUACUCAGGGAGAGAGGAGCACUGCUAUAUUGAAGGUGCUCUCCACAUCGCAUCCCCUUUUGACUACUUCACGGUGUUCUUUCUGGAUUUCCUUUUCCCCCUCAAUGAACGACAGAUUGAAUUUUUGGACUUUGGAUGAAGUUGGGAGUUUUUGGCUUGCACAACAAUGUGACCAUGCUGAGUUGAAGCAUUGACUGUUCUCCCUUGUUGGAUUUACGAGUGUCUUUUAUCGAUCCUGAGACGUUGGGGGGGGAGGACUUAAGAAUGGGCAAACUUCAAUCCAAACACGCGUGCAAGCGCAGAGAGAACCCAGAAGGCGACAGUUUUGUCGUGAACGCCUUCCUCCGGAGAGGCAUGGACGAAUGUGAGCGUUAUGGAGGGAUGGAUCACAAGAUGAAGAACAUGCAGGACUUUCCCAACGGCCAUUCCAAGGAGGGACAUCUUGCAGAUCAACACUGCCCCCUAGAGGUGGCUCUGCCUCCAGAGAAAGCCGAGGGUUGCGAAAACUACCUGCAGUACCAGUACGCAGACGACGGAGAUCGGGAAAUCAAGGCUUCUGGGAAGAAACGCAUCAGUCUGGAUGACUUGGAGUGUGACGUUUCAGUUGAGGACGACAACCGUCAGGAGUGGAUCUUCACACUUUACGACUUUGACAACAGCGGCAAAGUGACAAAAGAGGAUAUGUCCAGCCUGAUGCACACCAUCUAUGAUGUAGUGGACGCCUCUGUCAAUCAUUCCUGCAAUAACAAAAGCAAGACGCUACGUGUCAAGCUAACCGUCACACCGGAGCCUCGAUGCCAUAAAAGAGAAACGGGCACAGAUCGCUGUCACCAAGAAGAAGGCCGUUCAGCUGACAAGCGCAUCUCCGCCUAUAUCAGCAAAGGACAAAACAAUGAAGCACCAACCACUGAGGGCCAGCAUUACUGUGUGGAUGAGAACACAGAGAGGAGGAAUCACUACCUGGACCUGGCUGGUAUAGAGAACUAUACCUCCAGGUUUGAGGGAACAACAAGCCCGGCGUUCCCUCCCCAGGAAAGCCAUAAUCGAAGCUCGCAGAGCCAGAGUCGUUCCCGCUCCCACGAGCCGGAAGCCCAGAUUAUUCACCAGCGGCGCUCUCAGAUCAUCAGCGAUAGUUACAACCCGGCAGAGCUCCGAGGCAAAGGAGCACAGUUCCUGAAGUCACCCAAGGGCACCAACAAAGGAGGGAAUAGCGGCGGCAAAUCCACUAAAUGCCACGGCUACCACGCGGCCACCCACGGGGGCCAAGAUGUGUACCACUUACCGCACCAGGGCCACCACCAGCACCCUCUACAGUACAGUCACAGCAAACGCAUGAGGGCCAAAGCUAGGGAAGCCAUGUCUCCGAGCAAAACGCCCCUCACCCCUCAGCCUCACCCCCAGCAGCAGCUGCCGCCCACACUGCCGGGCCUGGAGAGAGAGCAAAUGUCCGGUCCACCCGGGAGCCCGGGAUUUGUGGUUCCUGUGGUCCAACGCCACGAGCACCACCACCACCAUGAACACCAUCACCACCACCACUACCACCAUUACCACCAGACAUGACCGCCUCCACUCGGGUCAAGUGUACAGGACCAAGCACCACUCCCAGUCCGGGAUCUCCAGGACUCUGCCAAGCUAUACACUUUUCAGUAUAUCCUGACUUUUUAUGGAGUUUGUAUCGUGACACUCAGCCGUCGUGGACCUGACGUUGUGUGACAUCUUUUUUUUUUUUUUUUUUUUAGUAAAAUCUUUGCUGGGACUGCUGCCGCCAUUUUCACAAAUGGGGACCACACAACAGAAAGCCAAAACACGGGAAAACUUUAACACCUUUUUCCCCCCUCCUGAUGCUGUUGAUGGUCCCUGGAAGCUAUUUGUCACAUGGAUCUCAGGUGUAAAGGUGCUGCUUUUAUCACAGAGGCCUCUUUUGUCUGUGGA
Molecule: messenger RNA, 3407 nt
Organism: Doryrhamphus excisus (bluestripe pipefish)
Lineage: Eukaryota; Metazoa; Chordata; Actinopteri; Syngnathiformes; Syngnathidae
Gene: nkd2b
Product: NKD inhibitor of WNT signaling pathway 2b
Biological process (GO): negative regulation of Wnt signaling pathway
Cellular component (GO): cytoplasm
Molecular function (GO): calcium ion binding
Source: RefSeq, a predicted model, not a curated record